AUGGUGCUCUCGCUGAGGGAAGAGGGCACGUCGCUGUUCGACGAGGCGGCGAGCACGGCAGAGGAGCCUCUCGCGGACUCGUUCGACGCGAGCCUGGCAAAGAUGCACACCCUGAUCGUCCUCGGGGGCGUGCGCGACGUGAUGCCGGAGGAGCACGUCUCGCUGCAGGAGAUCUGCGACACGCUGCGGGUGCCCAUCCACGCCGUGAGCCUGGGCGUCAGCUCCGAGCUCACCUCGAAGUGCAUCAAGACGUUCGAGGUGCUCGCGGGCGACCUCGGCCUGUGGGCCGACGCGCUGGCCCCCGUCGUCGGCGGGUGCCCGCCCAAGUUGAGGAGCAGCCCGGCCCCGGACAGCGCCGCGGCGGAGGCGCAGACGGCCCCGCUGCACGUGGUCGUCGCGCUGAACGAGGCGCUCGCCACGUUCAUGCUCCGCCCCGCCGCGGCGAUGCUGAUGGCGGACGUGUUCAUGGGGAGCCACCACAACUAUGUCAAGACCCGCACGCUGUCCCUCAUCGGCCAGGACGGGUCCGCGGUGUCCCUUCGCAUCCGCAAGGGGCGGGUCCCGCUGACUGAGAUGGAGGCGCUCGAGUACUUCGUGGAGGAGGGCGGCAAGCGACUCUGCAGGCAGGGGAUCAAGGACCUCCUGCUGGAGGACCAGAGGCGCCUCGGCCGAGACGACCUCAGCCAGCUGCUGCUGCUGCACGCCGACGGCGCCGCACCCCUGCUGCGGUGGCCGCUGGGAGGCGGCCCCGACCAGCGGCCGGUGGCCGUGAUCUUCGCCCCGCAGAGGCUCGCGGCGGACAUCCGUGGCGUUGCCAGAGAGGUCGGCGCGUACGCCAGCGCUGCCGUCAGCAAUCUGCUGGCCGGCCCUGCGUUCGUGAGCAUGCUGCACAGCGACGGGCUGCUGUCUCGGGCCAUCCGCAACCCGCACUGCUUCGUGCAGCACUAG
Prorocentrum cordatum is the source of this 948-nucleotide messenger RNA. Lineage: Eukaryota; Dinophyceae; Prorocentrales; Prorocentraceae. The record is from the annotation of a GenBank genome assembly.